AUGAUUCACAUACCUACCGGUACCUUCCCUUCCCGCAUCAUGCCUCAGCCUCUACAACAAUAUAUCCAUUCAUCCCUUCUCAUUACCCAACUCCCACGAGACGAACCCGAAAAUUCAAGAUCCAAGACGGGGAACACGGACGACCGGGCAGGGGCCCCCUUUCUCCUCUCCCACGCCAACCAAACAUCGCCUUCGGUUCCUCAAUACCGAGCCACCGCGACCACGACGAGACAAACGUCAACAAUACCAUCAUCACCAAACGCCUUCAUCGACUUUGCUCAGCCUCUGCCUAGUCAGCACCAACUUUCUACCGCAUUGGGUACCCAAAUUCUGCCUGCAGCAUCACGCUUGCCAACAUCCCCCAAGGCAGCUUUCUUUAGCCUUUACCGCCCCUUAGGUACCUCUCAUCGCCCCAAGACACAUGGCCUGAACCUCCCAAAAUGUUUCAAAUCCACCAUUCUUCCUACAAUACCAAUACCAUCCACCCUGUGCAUGCAUCCCGCUAACCUGCACCCGCUCAUAUAG
Molecule: messenger RNA, 525 nt
Organism: Colletotrichum lupini
Lineage: Eukaryota; Fungi; Ascomycota; Sordariomycetes; Glomerellales; Glomerellaceae
Exons: 4
Coding region: 1-525 (174 amino acids)
Source: RefSeq, a predicted model, not a curated record